Molecule: messenger RNA, 2648 nt
Organism: Pecten maximus
Lineage: Eukaryota; Metazoa; Mollusca; Bivalvia; Pectinida; Pectinidae
Exons: 6
Coding region: 178-1065 (295 amino acids)
Source: RefSeq, a predicted model, not a curated record
CGUCCGCUGUUCCCUCUUUGCAUUGGCCGUAUGCUGAUUCAUCCCGUCUACCUUCAUGUCGCCAUAACUGGACGUCAUACACUCCCACUGCACUGAUGGUUAAUAGAAACAUAACGUAUAUAUUAGCCAUAGCAACCAGAACCACCUGAGUAGGUUCUUAUUCUGGCUGAAGCUCACAUGGAUCAUCUGAAGCCAGUGUUCGCCACACUGUGGCUGGUUAACGCGAUCAUUUUAACAGAGGCACAGACUUCCAGAAAAAUAAACUGUUUAGAUGAUCAAUUCAAGGCAAAUGGAGUAAUAAACAAUAUCAGGGUGACAUGUUGUAUACCGAAUACUUUAAGAGGAAGAGCACGCUGUACAAUAAACAGUGGCUAUACCACAAAUGCCACCAAACCAACUACCACGACGCAAAGACAAGUUACAAUCAACACACAAUUUAUAACUAGAACUAGAACAAUUAUCAACAUCACUGCAAUCCCGCCCAGGACCACACCAUUUACAACCACCACCAACCUAACCACUACCACUGCCACACCAAUCACUACUACAGACGAAGAGGAAAACGAGGGGUCGGGUGAUGAGACCAACACGGGGACUGUUGAGGAAGGGCAGGAUCUGGAAAAUCCGGCCACCACCGGAUUGUCCAUUGGAAUACCGCUUGUGGUGCUGGCUGCUGUCGUUGUGGCGGUAUUACUAAUCAGAUUGAGAUACAAACGAAAAAAGGAAGCAACUGUUGGUGAUGUUACCAACUUGACAGGUAACGGUCGGGUAUUUGUCAAACCCACUAUGGGAGGCACCAGUUCGCAAAAUGAUGGAGAAUAUCAAGAUUUCGAAAAGAAUGUUCGCACCUCCCCUCCUGUUGAAACUUAUGACAGCCUCCAUCUCUAUGGAAACACGGUUGAACCCCCACAUGCGUAUGAACAAGUACCUGAAAAACGAGAUCCGCCGUCGUAUGAGGCUUUGCACGUGUACAGCAACUCCCAGGUACAACAGAGGGAUUAUGACAUUCCCACGCCGCGUGUUUUGUACGCAAACCUUCAAGUGCAUAGCCAAAACAAAAGGUGAAGCAUACUUUGCAGUUUCUAACUGGAUUUGGACGAGGAAAAUCCGAAUUUCCAGAGACGAUACGUCAAGAGCAAAUAAAUGUAUACUCGUAUAUUUUUAAAGUGCGUCUGUGAAAAUUUUAUGUAACCUUGAUGGAUAUUCCUGAGGAGUAAUGUAUCAGUAAAUCACGUUCAUUAACCCAUCUGUGGAAAUGUCCAUUAUACGUACAUGGAAAAUGACUGGGAUUACCGAAAAUAUUUGGAGAAAAUAAUUUCAGAGGAAACAACAUUAUUUGAUUAUUUUAAGAUAUUAACGCAUAUGGGAAAUUACUGUAAACUACGUUAAUAUUUGAAGAGAAGAUAUUGGAGGAAAACUACUUCAAAAGUGUGUAUUUUCAUGUAAAUUCUGUUAAAUACUGAAGAGAGUCAGAUAACUACUUUAAAUUUAAAGCGUGUUUGUAGAUAGUGAUUGAAAAACAUGUUUUGAAAACUACCUCAAAUUAUCGCGUUUCUCAGCGAUAAUAUCUAUAAAAAACUUGUUAAUAAUGUUUGGAGGAGUAUUCGUCUAUAAAAACUAUCAACAUUCAUUUUCGAAGACACUUCUUAGCAAACGAUUGGAUAUUACCUGUAUAUAGAUGAAAGAUGUAUUGGAACAAUAAGACACUUCAUGUAUACCUUUCAGAAAAUGGUUACGACUUUUAUAUUUUUUAUCAAAAGUUGGGUAACUUAUAUUUCACUAAUGCUAAAUGUAUAGAAUGUAUUAUAUGGAUUGCAGUGUCAAGUUAAGUUGAACUUUAUUGUGGUUUUAUUGAAUUCCAUGUGCAUUACCCAUAGGUCCCUAGAUAAUGUAUGUGCGAUAUUUAUGCACAUUUGUCUUUAUAUUUAUUUAUAUACAUGCCAAACGAGUUUCCACAGGCAAGCCACCCCCUCCCACCCACAUUUUUCAGUUAGCGCCGUUUUGACCAAAGAAUAGAGUAAUGUUCCUGCUCAUACUGAUUAAUGCAAUCAAUAAAUUGUAAAAAGUUGCACGAAAUUGUUUCUUUUAGAAGUAAACAAUAUCAUAACAUUCCCGUCAGUACACCAUGCAAAAGUAUGGUAACAGCAUUGCAAAAAUCUUAUUUAUUCAUAGUUCCUCAAAAUAUUAAAACAUUAUUUAUAAUAAAAUCGAGAUUUUUAACAAGGAAAAUUGACGGGGGAAAUUGGACAAAAUGAAAAUGUUGAAAAGAGGGCAAUUACUCUUUAAUUGUGCAGUCAUCAGACGUUUUUAUAAACAAACUCAUGUCUUCAUAAAUUUCAAUAAUCUCACAAAGUGAAAUGAAGUCAAAUAAAAGUAAAUACAUAAAUUUAUUUUUUUGCAAAAUAUACAAAAUAUGGAUACAUAUAUGUAUAAAACAUUUACAUAUAUUUUAUUAAUUAUACUCAAAAGAAAUAAUAGCAUGCCUUUCUAAAAUAAUUGAUCCAUUUCCAUCACUUCUGUGGUGUAUAACUGAUUACCUGGUACUGUAAUUGUACUUACUUUAUCGGUAAUUUCAUUUUCGAUCUUCCCACAAUGCGUCAUUCUACUAAGCAGUGAUUUUGCUAAAUGCUAUUUCCAUACGGUGUUUU